Molecule: messenger RNA, 1768 nt
Organism: Suillus clintonianus
Lineage: Eukaryota; Fungi; Basidiomycota; Agaricomycetes; Boletales; Suillaceae
Product: major facilitator superfamily domain-containing protein
Exons: 10
Coding region: 64-1707 (547 amino acids)
Biological process (GO): transmembrane transport
Molecular function (GO): transmembrane transporter activity
Source: RefSeq, a predicted model, not a curated record
CGUAACUGAUGCGGCUGCUGCGCAAUUCCCCCUAUACGGGGCCACUUGUGUAAUAAGAAGUUCAUGCGAACUGCCAUUGUGCGGGCCAACAAACCGCUCCUGAUCUUCUAUCCGAGUCGUUCCCUCGUACGACUCUUCAGUAUUACUGCCUUUUGGUGUAACAGUAAAGCGGACGACAGUUUGACCCUCUUACAUACAACCAUGAUGGCACGUCAGGAUGAUGGGGAGACUCCUCUUCUGCAACAGCCAGACUCGGAGCAGUCGAUGGUCAACUUGAAGACACCUCUGCCCUGGAAUCAAUUCUGGAUCAUAUUGGUCUUGCAAUUUUCAGAUUUUCUUGUUUUUGAGACCUUUUCCCCGUUUAUACCUGAACUGAUCGGAGAUAUUGGCGUGACCAACGGAGACGAUUCCCAGGUUGGAUACUACGCCGGCAUCCUGCACUCAGCGUACUAUGUCUCUCAAACAUUGACCAUUCUCUAUUGGAGUCAACUGUCUGACUACGUUGGACGGAAGCCUUUGAUACUAAUCGCUUCGUUCGCGAUAGCUACUACGAUGUUGUCAUUUGGGCUAUCAAGAACCUUCCUCGGUCUGCUGGUCAGCCGUAUUAUCUGCGGAGCAUUCAAUGGCGAAAAUGGUGUCGUCAAAAACUUGUUGAUGGACAUCACCGACGCAACGAGUUUGCCCAAGGCAUAUGGAUAUUUGCCAAUUUCAUGGAUGUCAGCGGCCAUAAUAGGGCCGCUUGCUGGUGGAUCGCUCUCCCGACCCGCAGACAGAUUCCCUGAAAUCUUUGGGCGAUCGGAACUGCUGAAGACCUAUCCAUACCUCUUGUCGUGUGCUGUUCCAGCCGUAUGUGCCUCUGUUGCUUGGCUAGUAACAUAUUUCUGUCUUAAAGAGAGUGUUUCUACCAAGGCAUCCCUUUGGGAGUUGAUUAAGGGAUGGUUCUUGCGACGAUCACAUGCGAAGCCUUCCACACCAUCGGGCCAUGCUCUGACCAGUUCUGGGGAAGAGUCAAACUAUGAGGAGGUCCCGCCACAGCCACUUCCGCUGCGCGCUGUGCUAACUCCAAAGGUCCUGACCGUCAUAGCAAGUAACGGCACCUUUACUCUGUUUUAUAUAGCACUCAACUCGAUCCUAUCUAUUUUCUAUGCGGCACCUAUUGAACUCGGCGGUCUUUCCCUGGACCCUCCCCGUAUUGGCACUAUAUUCGCGACAUCAGCUUUUGCUAACGGCGCAUUCCAGAUACUUUUUUACACCCGUCUGCAUGAUCGCUUCGGUGCAUACGUCAUUUAUAUGACUGGCCUUUGCUCCGGUAUACCUGUUGUGGUUUUAUUCCCGGUGAUUAAUGCUUUGGCUCGAGCCCAUGGAAUAGGUUUGGCGGUGUGGUUGGCUGUUGCCAUUCAACGGGUGCUGUUCACUAUCUUGGAGAUGUGCUUCGCUUGCAUGGCAUUGUUUAUUAGAGCCUCUGCUCCCAAUCGCGCUUCGAUUGGAGCUACCAAUGGAGUCAUCCAGCUGGUUGCCGGAGGAGCCAGGAUUAUUGGCCCAGUAUGUGGAGCUGCGGUCUUUUCUUAUUCGAUGCAGGAAGGUCGCGAUGCGUGGUUGGCAUACUAUUUCUUCAUGUCAUUGGGAUUUCUCGCUAUUGGCACUUCUGUAUUCCUUCCUCGGGAUCCUUGUCUAUGGGAAGAACGCAAAUACUAUGACUAUCGGUGACAUCACUGACGUGUCUUUAUUUGUCGUUCACUCUGUUUAUAUUGCAAUGCAUUUACUGUAC